AUGGCUUUUGGGCGGAACUUCAGUGCCGUGGCAGCAAAGAGAGAUUAUAUCCGUGAAGACGGUUCACGAAUUAGCUCCACUUAUCGCUUAAAGUCUUUGGCCAGUGGAGCUGUCAGCCGAGAAAAGCGGCAAGUACUGGAACUGAUUGAUGUUGGAAGCAGAGAACUCGUUUAUACAGCUAAUGCCCACGUUGAGGAAGAAUUAAUUAAACUAAAAGUUAUUGCUAUGUCGUUGGUAUUCGACGACGAACAGGUGGUGCCAGAUUUGGAACUGGGGGCGAUUAAUGAAUCUCCUAUUAGUAGCCAAUCUUCGUCAGUAUCUUCUGAUUCUGACUCACUGAGUUCUCAGUCAAGUUCUGAUCACAGCUUACCGGCCCACAGAGUUAUGAGGAGUCGUCGCCGGUCGCUCAAACGGCUAGAAUCAAACUGUUCAGAGAAAAUAUCUUUAACGGACACGAAGGCUGCUGUGUUCACAAUGCAGCGCUUGGCAGCCCGAAUUAUCCGAAAAGCAAAUCGUAAGGGUUAUGGGAAACAUUUUGCUAAUAAAGCAGUUAGGCGCCUGAUGGAAAAAGACCUUGAGAGGCGUCGUCGGUAUAUAAGCGAGCUGAGGGAAGGUAAUCGAGAAAUUGCCGCGCAGGAUGAGGAAAACUGCGACACUCUUGAAGUUCUUGCUGUGGGUGGGUAG
Molecule: messenger RNA, 684 nt
Organism: Enterobius vermicularis (human pinworm)
Lineage: Eukaryota; Metazoa; Nematoda; Chromadorea; Rhabditida; Oxyuridae
Source: the annotation of a GenBank genome assembly